Gopherus flavomarginatus (Mexican gopher tortoise) is the source of this 1331-nucleotide messenger RNA. Its product is annotated as zinc finger protein 34-like. The transcript has 6 exons. The record is from RefSeq and is a predicted model, not a curated record. Gene Ontology annotation, biological process: regulation of transcription by RNA polymerase II. Lineage: Eukaryota; Metazoa; Chordata; Testudines; Testudinidae. Gene Ontology annotation, molecular function: DNA-binding transcription factor activity, RNA polymerase II-specific; RNA polymerase II cis-regulatory region sequence-specific DNA binding.
CAAACGAGCGUGGGCCGCUGCAGCUCUGCCUGGCUCGCGCGGGGCCGUUGGAGCCUCUCCCGGGGCCGGAGAAGGGCUACAGAAUAACGUUCACGUUUUGCUCCAGAUCAUCCCAUCCUCCCAGGGGGAAGGAAAUGGCUGCAAUGGAGCUGGCUCAGGAUCCAGUGACUUUCAAGGAGGUGGCUGUGUAUUUCACUAGGGAGGAAUGGGCUCUUCUGGACCCUGUUCAGAGAGCCCUCUACAGGGAUGUCAUGCAGGAGAACUAUGAGACGGUGACCUUGCUGGUAGGGUUUCCAGUUUCCAAACCUGAUGUGAUCUCGCAGGUGGAACGAGGGGAAGAGCCGUGGGUCCCAGACCUCCAGGGCUCUGAGAAAGAAGUGCUUCCAAGAGCUGCCUGCACAGGUAAUGACCUAUGUCUGGAUUCUCUCUGUCUCUCAUCAGGUGAUGGGAUGGUGAGUCAGAAUGAGGAGGAGAAAUCCCAUAAGGAAGAUGCUAAGCAAGAAGAACCAAAUGGAACGUUAUCAGGAAGAUCCAAAGAGAAUAUUUCCAGGAGUUGUGCACUCCCAGAAAAACCAAAAGCCUGUGAAAUUCAGGGGAGGCCAGAGGGAAACUUUAGUAGCCUCUCAGACCUAGUAACAAGCGAGAGAAUCAACUUGGAAGAGACACGCUACACAUGCCAUGAGUGUGGGAAAAGCUUCAAUCGGAGCUCUACCCUGAACGCACAUCUUAGAAUCCACACAGGAGAGACGCCUUAUAUAGAAUCCACAGAAGAGAGACACCCUGCACAUGUGUUGUGUGGAAAAAGCUUUAGUCAGAGCUCACAUCUUAUCGGACAUCAGAGAAUCCACACAGGAGAGACGUCCUACACAUGCGCUGAGUGUGGGAGAAGCUUUAGUCAGCGCUCAAACCUUAUCACACAUCAGAGAAUCCACAGAUGAGAGACGCCCUACACAUGCUCUCAGUGCGGGAAAAGCUUUAGUCGGCGCUCACACCUUAUCAGACAUCAGAGAAUCCACACAGGAGAGAUGCCUUACAUGUGCACUGAGUGUGGGAAAAACUUCAAUCAGUACUCAAACCUUAUCACACAUCAGAGAAUCCACACAGCAGAGACGCCUUACACGUGCACUGAGUGUGGGAAAAGCUUCAAUCGGAGCUCUACCCUGAACAUACAUCGUAGAAUCCACUCAAGGGAGACGCCAUAGAAUCCACACAAAGGAGAUGCCCUACACAUGCUCUUAGUGCAGAAAAGCUUCAAUCAGUGCUCAAGGUUCAUUAGACAUCAGAAAAUGCACAUAAGAGAGAAUUGUAAUAAAUCCCUUGCCUAGGGUUGG